GCUCCAGUCGGCGGGAGCCCAGGUGCCGGCGGGUAGGACGCACCCGAGGAUGUGCGGCUGGCAGCUGCUCCUGCUCUGGGGGCUGCUCCCCAGAGCGGCGGAGGGGGGCUCGGGGCAACCUUUCCCCCACCGCACCCUCCUGGACUCGGAGGGCAAGUACUGGCUGAGCUGGGGCCCGCGGGGCGGUCGGCUCGCCUUCCGCCUCGAGGUGCACACGGCCGGCUACGUGGGCUUCGGCUUCUCGCCCACCGGGGCCAUGGCUGCGGCCGACAUCGUCGUGGGCGGGGUGGCCCACGGGCGGCCCUACCUCCAGGAUUAUUUUACAAAUGCAAACAGAGAAUUGAAAAAAGAUGCUCAGCAAGAUUACCACCUAGAAUAUGCCAUGGAAAAUAGUACACACACAAUAAUUGAAUUUACCAGAGAACUGCAUACAUGUGACGGAAAUGACAAGAGUAUAACGGAGAGCACGAUGAGGGUGAUCUGGGCCUACCACCACGAAGACGUGGGAGCAGCGGGUCCCAAGUACCACAACUCCAAUCGUGGCACCAAGAGUCUGCGGUUAUUGAAUCCGGAGAAAACCAAUGUGUUGUCUACAGCCGUACCAUACUUUGACCUGGUAAAUCAGGACGUCCCCAUCCCAAACAAAGGUACAACUUACUGGUGCCAAAUGUUUAAGAUUCCUGUGCUCCAAGAAAAGCAUCAUGUUAUCAAGGUUGAGCCUGUGAUCCAGAGAGGCCACGAGAGUCUGGUCCAUCACAUCCUGCUCUAUCAGUGCAGCAGCAACUUCAGUGACAGCGUUAUGGACUUCGGCCACGAGUGCUACCACCCUAACAUGCCCGACGCCUUCCUCACCUGCGAGACCGUCAUUUUUGCCUGGGCCAUUGGUGGAGAGGGUUUUUCCUAUCCACCUCAUGUUGGAUUAUCCCUCGGCACUCCAUUAGAUCCUCAUUAUGUGCUUCUGGAAGUCCAUUAUGACAAUCCGACAUAUAAGGAAGGCUUAAUAGAUAAUUCUGGACUGAGGUUAUUUCACACGACAGAUAUAAGGAAAUACGAUGCCGGGGUGAUUGAGGCUGGCCUCUGGGUGAGCCUCUUCCAUACCAUCCCUCCAGGCCUGCCUGAGUUCCGGUCUGAGGGUCACUGCACGCUGGAAUGCCUGGAAGAGGCUCUGGAAGCCGAAAAGCCAAGUGGCAUCCACGUGUUUGCUGUCCUGCUCCACGCUCACCUGGCGGGCAGGGGCAUCAGGCUGCGUCAUUUUCGCAAAGGGGAGGAAAUGAGACUACUCGCCUAUGAUGACAAUUUUGACUUCAAUUUCCAGGAGUUUCAGUAUCUAAAGGAAGAGCAAACAAUCUUACCAGGAGAUAAUCUAAUUACUGAGUGUCGCUACAACACAAAAGAUAGAGCCCGGAUGACUUGGGGAGGAUUAAGCACCAGGAAUGAAAUGUGUCUUUCAUACCUUCUUUAUUACCCAAGAAUUAAUCUUACUCGAUGUGCAAGUAUUCCAGACAUUAUGGAACAGCUUCAGUUCAUUGGUGUUAAGGAGAUCUACAGGCCAGUCACGACCUGGCCUUUCAUUAUCAAAAGCCCCAAGCAGUAUAAAAACCUUUCUUUCAUGGAUGCAAUGAAUAAGUUUAAAUGGACUAAGAAGGAAGGUCUCGCCUUCAAUAAGCUUGUCCUCAGCCUACCGGUGAACGUGAGAUGUUCAAAGACAGACAACGCAGAGUGGUCGAUUCAAGGGAUGACAGCCUUACCUCCAGAUAUAGAAAGACCCUAUAAAGCGGAGCCUGUGGUGUGUGCAGCAUCUUCCUCUUCUUUGCACGGAAGUGUCUCUCUCAAGCUGCUUCUGUGGUCCUCGGUCCUGGGCGGGGCGCUAAGCAUCUCCCGCUCGUGGCCGUAAUCCUGUUGUGCUCGGGGACCACGUUUUCUGUGAUCUGAACCAGACAUUGAAUGUGCAGGUUAGAGACACUUUGGGCGUGAGGGCUGAGCGUGAAGGGGGUGGAGGCCUUCCUUUCCACGUCCCCUGCCUCCCCUCCCCGUCCUUCUCAGGCUCUUUGAGAGAUGUCCGUUGGCUUCUCGUCUUUUGCUCAGAAAUGUCUGAUAAAAUGUAUCCAUCGCCAAAUAAAGCAAAACUGGCCUGACUUAACCUUUAAAAAAAAAAAAAUUUGGACAAGUCAAGUGAAAGUACAAGAAUUAUUUCCUUCUGUGUUUUAUUUUAUUGAAAUACUCAUGGUUGCUGUUUUACUUUUUAAAAUGUUUGAGUUGGUUUCUAUAUUCCUCUUUAAAAAUGUUUUCAUCUUAAAGAUGUAAAAGGAGGUACUCUCCAUCCAGUUUGCUUCCUCUUUUUUGCUCUCUGGGUGUGAUUUCCUCAGUAUAACGGCGGGCCCUCCCAUCUUGCGGCGUUUUUCCGGUUCUGUCCUUUUCUGUGAAUUACCUGUGGGACCCUGACCUCAGCGCUUUCUGAUGAUGCCCGUUCUUUGUUUCCUCAGUCUCUUGGUCCUCCCAAACUAUCCUGACCCCAUCUCAGAGUACUUUUCUUUUUUCCUUCCCUGCUCAGCACUGGCCAGGUGAGUUUUUUCCUUGAGCUCUGACACUGUCUAAAAAGAAAGGCUAUGGGAAACACAGGCAUGUACCUAACUGAUGGUAGGCUGAGGAGAAAAUGUAGCUGGCUGCAGAUGCUGUGCUGUGAGGGGUCUUUUAUGAGGGUCCAGGUCAAAGGGCAGAUAGUGUGAACCAGCUGAGGAGGGUUUGAGGUCCCCCUAGUACCUCCCUGACCACGUGGCUUGUAACACGUGCUGCAUACUGGCUCAAUUUGAGUCACAGUUGCUAUUGUAGAUUUAUUUUUAUAUUAGUUAAUAAACUAACUUUCUAUAAGAAAAUUGUCACCACUUGAAAAUCUUGUCACCUUUUUUGUUUCCCUUUGUAUAGAUCAGCCAAAUCUUGUUUUGUGUCUUUUGCUCAUUUCUUAAGCUAAAUCCUGUUUGGAUCAUAUUAAUAAACUAAAUAAAAUUAAA
Messenger RNA from Camelus dromedarius (Arabian camel), 3008 nucleotides. RefSeq names its product monooxygenase DBH like 1 (gene MOXD1). The transcript is spliced from 12 exons. Gene Ontology annotation, biological process: dopamine catabolic process; norepinephrine biosynthetic process; octopamine biosynthetic process. Gene Ontology annotation, cellular component: secretory granule membrane. The record is from RefSeq and is a predicted model, not a curated record. Bases 50 to 1894 code for a protein of 614 amino acids. Gene Ontology annotation, molecular function: dopamine beta-monooxygenase activity; copper ion binding. NCBI's taxonomy places the organism in Eukaryota, Metazoa, Chordata, Mammalia, Artiodactyla, Camelidae.